Molecule: messenger RNA, 568 nt
Organism: Paramecium octaurelia
Lineage: Eukaryota; Ciliophora; Oligohymenophorea; Peniculida; Parameciidae
Source: the annotation of a GenBank genome assembly
CGCAAAUUAUAAUAUUUAACGUAUGUCUUAAUCACAUUUAAAAUGCACUUGCUAAUCCUUUAGACAAACUCAAAUUUAGAGAGAAGAUCCCGGAUUGAUUGAGAAAUUGAAGGAGAGAUAAAUGGAACUAGAGGAGAAAUUAUUGGAUUUCGAACAUAAGAAGGGUAAUUUGGAAAGAGAAAAUUUGAUGUUUGAAGAGAAUAUCAAAUUAGAAUUGCAAGGCUUAAAAGGUAGAGUGUCGUGUAAUAACUAUUAGAAAACUAAGUGAUUCAACAAUAAUUAACCGAAGAACUCAGAGAUAAUAAAAUAUUAACUUAUAAGAAACAAAAUGAAUUGCAUUUAUUGGUACAGAAUGUCCAUGAAAAUGAAGCAGAAAAGAAGGUUUAUAAUAUGGUUAUGUUAGUAAUUAAUGAAUGAAAUCGAAUUCUUGAAAUAGUCAUUACUUCACACUAAUGAAAAUCAGCAACAAUUAGCCAAGAAGGAGGAACAUAUAAAAUUAUUAUUAAACCGUAUUUCUGAGCUCGAACAGAGUAUAACUUAACUAAAAAGAGAAGUAUAAUAUUAAUGA